Microthlaspi erraticum is the source of this 1377-nucleotide messenger RNA. Lineage: Eukaryota; Viridiplantae; Streptophyta; Magnoliopsida; Brassicales; Brassicaceae. The record is from the annotation of a GenBank genome assembly.
AUGGAGAAAGCCGUAGAAAGACAAAAGAUUUUGCUUCGUCAUCUCAAUCCAAUUUCUUCUUCUUCUUCUUGUAUUAUCAAUCAUGAACCUGCUCUUCUAUCUGCUGUGAGUUGUGCUGCUGAGCUAUCCCCAAUGGCUGCUUUCGGAGACGACAUUGUGAUCGUAGCGGCAUAUCGCACUGCAAUCUGCAAAGCGAAACGUGGAGGUUUCAAAGACACUCUUCCAGAUGAUCUUCUAGCUUCUGUCCUCAAGGCUGUUGUGGAAAGAACAUCUCUGGAUCCAAGUGAAGUUGGAGAUAUCGUUGUUGGUACCGUUAUAGCGCCUGGUUCUCAGAGAGCCAUGGAAUGUAGAGUAGCUGCAUAUUUUGCUGGUUUUCCUGACUCUGUUCCAGUUAGAACUGUCAACAGACAAUGCUCAUCGGGGUUACAAGCAGUUGCUGAUGUUGCUGCUUCCAUUAGAGCUGGAUAUUACGACAUCGGUAUUGGUGCUGGAGUGGAAUCUAUGUCAGUUGAUCAUAUUACUGGAGGCGGCUUUAACUCCACCAAUCCGAGAGCACAAGAGUUCCCUAAAGCCAGAGACUGUUUGCUUCCAAUGGGGAUUACUUCUGAAAACGUUGCAGAGAGAUAUGGUGUCACCAGAGAAGAGCAAGAUAUGGCUGCGGUAACGUCUCACAAGCGUGCAGCAGCUGCAAACGCGUCUGGUAAACUCAAGGAUGAGAUAGUUCCUGUUGCUACUAAGAUUAUGGACCCUGAGACUAAAGCAGAGAAGGCAAUCGUCGUCUCUGUUGAUGACGGUGUACGUCCUAACUCAAACAUGGCAGAUUUGGCAAAGCUGAGGACAGUCUUUAAACCAGACGGUUCCACCACAGCCGGGAAUGCUAGUCAGAUCAGUGAUGGUGCUGGAGCCGUGCUGCUAAUGAAGAGAAGCUUAGCGAUCAAGAAGGGACUUCCCAUUCUUGGAGUAUUCAGGAGUUUUGCUGUUACCGGUGUGGAUCCUGCUGUGAUGGGUGUCGGUCCAGCUGUCGCCAUUCCCGCUGCAACUAAGCUCGCAGGGCUCAACGUCACCGAUAUUGAUCUAUUCGAGAUCAACGAGGCAUUUGCGUCUCAGUAUGUGUACUGUUGCAAGAAGCUAGAGCUGGAUAUGGAAAAGGUCAAUGUUAAUGGAGGAGCCAUUGCUAUUGGUCAUCCUCUGGGUGCUACAGGAGCUCGAUGUGUUGCGACAUUGUUGCACGAGAUGAAGCGGAGAGGAAAAGAUUGCCGCUUUGGAGUAAUCUCAAUGUGCAUAGGCACUGGUAUGGGAGCUGCAGCUGUUUUUGAGAGGGGAGACUCUGUUGAUAACUUGUCCAACGCUCGAGUGGCUAAUGGAGACGGUCAUUAG